AAGCGGAAGUUUGUCUGGGGGUGUGUUGGCGGGAUCAGGAAGUUGGCUGUUGAAUUCCAGAGAGCGGCUGUUGAGUGCGAUUGACUAACUGACAAGUUGGUUCGCUGAAGACUUCACAUUUUAGUUUGCAAAAAUGUCAUCAACCUCUCAAAAACACAAGGAAUUUGUGGCAGAGCCAAUGGGAGAAAAGGCUGUAAUGGCUCUGGCAGGAAUUGGAGAAGUUCUGGGAAAGAGGCUAGAAGAGAAAGGCUUUGAUAAGGCUUACGUGGUGCUUGGGCAGUUUCUGGUACUAAAAAAAGAUGAAGACUUCUUCAGAGAAUGGCUGAAGGACACAUGUGGUGCUAAUGCCAAACAGCAGUUUGACUGCUAUAGUUGCCUAAAAGAAUGGUGCGACUCAUUCUUGUAAAAUGAAAGCAAGGAAAAUGAUGAAGGAAAAUGUUCCUCUUUUUCCUUAUGUUAUGUACACUGAUAAGCUCCCUUAGGUGUCCCACCCUGGAUGAGAAUUUUUCAUUUCAUUAUGAUAAUUUAAUUAGAUUUCUGAGCUUUCAUCUUUCAUCAUCAGUCUUUUAGUGGUUAAAGAGAAUGGGAUCUUUUAUUUUAACUGAGAUGGUUCUUUUUGUGAUGCUUUAAAAAAAUUCCAAAUAGUUGCUGUUGGUUUUAUAAGACCACUGAUUGUUUUUCUGCUGUUUUAAAGCUAGUAUACAAUUUGAAAGUCUGUUUUUAAGUGGUUAAUCAUUUUUGAAAGAGAUUAGAAAGUUUAUGCAAUGAAAGUUGAAACAUAAAAGUAUCCUGUUCAGCAGCCUAAUUACUUUAAUUGCACAAAGUUACAAUUCCUUCAUUAAACUGAAAAAGCAAUUGGUAAUCUUAUGUUGUUCAAUGCAACUAUUCAAUUCAAGUUAUUAAUGUUUUACUUUCGAAAUGUUAUUUACCCACAGAGAAUCCACUUUGUCACAUCAGGGUUUUAAAGUAAUACUUUAAGUGGUUAGCAUAUGUACCUUUUCACAGUGCCUUGAAGUUUUUAUAACAUUUUAUCAGAUUAAGUUUAAUUAGUAUAAUAUUCCUGACUUGAAAAAUUAAUUAAAAUAAUCACCCAUUUUAGAAACGUUAAGAGUAUAUUUAUUAGGUGCUGCCUCCAUUGUUUGUGAUCACUAGUUUAUACCUAAGGGAGACCUAAAGCAGCAGAGAAAUGAAAAGUGAAAUUUAUUUGUGAUCAAUACUCUUGUGUUUUUUUGCCCAAGAUAUUUAUUCAAAUUGCAUGUAUGGAUAUCUGUGACUGCUCUUUAUUCAACUAGAAAUUGAAAACAUUGAUAAUAGUUUUAUUAACACUGGCCACUCAUUUGUCAAACUGUGAAAAGUCUAGACUUUUGUUAUGCUUGUAACUGGCAUUCUAUGUUAAAAAAUGUUUAUUGGUUUUAUUCAUUUAAAUAAAAUGUGUAAUUCUUUUUUUUAAUAAAGUGAAACUGAAUUGAAA
Messenger RNA from Erpetoichthys calabaricus (reedfish), 1471 nucleotides. Its product is annotated as BAF nuclear assembly factor 1. Lineage: Eukaryota; Metazoa; Chordata; Cladistia; Polypteriformes; Polypteridae. The record is from RefSeq and is a predicted model, not a curated record. Gene Ontology annotation, molecular function: DNA binding. The transcript has 3 exons. The coding region runs from base 134 to 406 and encodes 90 amino acids.